UUCGGCGCCUGUGUUUUUUUUUUCUCCUGUCACGUGGUUUCGGGCGAGUCAUGUGCUCCAGUCAUGUGACCAUCCCUCUGUGGCGCCGCGGCCUGCAGCUGGGAGGCAGCAACAUGGGGACGGUGCUGGAUAUCAAGAUCAAGCGGGCCAAUAAAGUCUAUCGGGAUGGGGAAAUCUUAUCUGGGGUGGUGGUGGUGAUGAGUAGGGACACAGUCCAGCACCAGGGAAUUACACUCACCAUGGAGGGAUCAGUCAAUUUGCAACUAAGUGCGAAAAGUGUUGGCGUUUUUGAAGCCUUUUAUAAUUCUGUUAAGCCCAUUCAGAUCAUUAGCAGCUCCAUGGAAAUGGUCAAACCUGGAAAACUUCCCAGCGGCAAAACUGAAAUCCCCUUUGAAUUCCCUCUGAACGCGAAAGGGAACAAGGUGCUGUACGAAACCUACCAUGGCGUGUUUGUGAACAUACAGUACACCCUCCGCUGUGACAUGAAGCGCUCCCUUCUGGCCAAGGACCUGACCAAGUCUUGUGAAUUCAUCAUUCAUUCCUUGCCCCAGAAAGCCAAGUUACCGCCAACCCCUGUGGACUUUACUAUUACGCCAGAGACUCUACAGAAUGUUAAAGAGAGAGCCUCCCUACCCAGAUUCCUCAUCCGAGGUCACCUGGACUCCACCAACUGCAUGAUCACUCAGCCGCUGACUGGGGAGCUGCUGGUGGAAACGUCCGAAGUUGCCAUUAAGAGCAUCGAGUUGCAGUUAGUCCGAGUGGAAACCUGCGGUUGUGCGGAAGGUUAUGCUCGGGAUGCCACAGAGAUUCAGAAUAUCCAGAUAGCCGAAGGAGACGUGUGCCGAGGGCUCCCAAUUCCCAUUUACAUGGUCUUCCCCAGGCUGUUUACCUGCCCAACGCUAGAAACCACCAAUUUUAAAAUAGAGUUUGAAGUCAAUGUUGUGGUGAUCUUACACGAUGAUCAUCUCAUCACAGAGAACUUCCCUCUCAACCUGUGUCGAAUGUAAUUUGCUAAACGACCGGAGCACUUUCCUGUGUAACCACGGUGACCGUCGAGAAGGACCUCCCUCCAGGAACCGUCACAUGUCAGUGUAGUAACCAAGCUGACAUUUGUUUCCAGUAUUCUUUCAGCAGCAGGCAGAUAAAAGCUAACUGCUGAUUGGUUGCUGUGGUUCACAGAGAUUCUGACUGGAACGAGCCACAACAUUAAAAUGGGACCAACACAGUCAGGAAAACAAUGGACUUGUUACAGUUAACCCCAAGUUAUGGAAUUGUAAAUAAACUGCACUUAUUUGGAAAGAAAUGGUCUAAAAAUGUUAUCUAGAGUUUUAUUUUUCACUAGUGCUUCACUCAGGUCAGUGAGGUGCCUGCUGCCGUCAGUUAUUGGGAAAGGAGGAGCUGGGGUACAGAUCAAAGGAGUUCUUUUUCUCUAGUGUACUGCCUCCUAGUGGUACAAACUGUACUUUUUUGUUCCUCUGUCCCCCAAGGAGUUGUGCGAAGGAUCACCGUAGGCUCCUCCCACUUACCCAUCUUUCCAAUUAGAA
This is a messenger RNA of Xenopus tropicalis (tropical clawed frog), 1544 nucleotides long. It is a transcript of the gene vps26c, whose product is annotated as VPS26 endosomal protein sorting factor C. Gene Ontology annotation, biological process: intracellular protein transport. Lineage: Eukaryota; Metazoa; Chordata; Amphibia; Anura; Pipidae. Gene Ontology annotation, cellular component: endosome; cytoplasm; membrane. The coding region runs from base 51 to 1007 and encodes 318 amino acids. The record is from RefSeq and is a predicted model, not a curated record. The transcript is spliced from 8 exons.